AAUGAAAUAAUUCUUGCGUCAGCGCCAGUCAGCGCAGUGCAUCGAAACAGUAUUGUUCAUUUGUGUUCGACACAAAUUUCGUAUCGCUAAAAAAUGAUUUAGCAAUAAAUUCAAGUGAUAUUAUCUCAGAGUCCUCGUAGCCUUCCAGUGUUUCCACAAAAAUUCAGGAUAAAUAAUUGCAUACAGCAAAUAAUCACUGUCGACGAAAAAUGGCUGCAGACGAAAAAGUAUUCUUCACAAAAACAGUUCAACAUUUGGCAAGAUCAUUGGCAGGAAUAAAGCCUACACCAUGGGAGAAGGUGAAUCGACUCUUCAAGCUGUGCCCCCAAGAGUCAGGUCAAGGUGUUUUUCGUAUCGAUCAACGUGGCCAGGAUGCGAUAAUAGCUCUUGGCAUCUACUUCCUGGAAUCUGACCUGCAACAUCGAGACAAAAUUCUCCCCUAUUUACUGCGCCUUCUCCGAGGACUACCAAAAGUCGUGUGGUUGGAUGAAAUAAGAGUAACACCAGUCGAAAGAAUUCCAGUUGCGGAGCGAUUCAGUUUUUGUCUUAACACACUUCUCAGCGAUGUUGCAGCACGAGGUGAAUCAGCUAGUGAAGAGAUUAUAGCAACUCAGGUGGAAAUCCUGUCAGUCAUCACGAAUUUAAUCAGAAGUUGUAAAGAACAAAAUGGUGCACGUGGACUUCAGGCAAAAUUAACCCUUUGCAAAUGUGUUGUACCAGUUUUAUUCGGUCUAGCACGUUCCAUGGGAAGAUUUGCAACUGUUGAUCCACCAUUGUUGUGCAGAAUUUUUCCACAGCCUGAGCCACCUGUGAAGAACAAUUACGAAGCAUCACCAAACAAAAGACAUAGAAGUUUUUCUAAUUUUCGACCAAUAAUUCCCCGAUCACUGAGUGGAAACUUGAAUCCCCAUUCGUCCAUUGACAGCACUCAAUCUACAUCAACAACUGGGGAAGAUUACGCCCCCAUCAAGAGGCCAUCAUUACAUUCUUAUCUCUCAGUUCCUUACGAUCCAUCCACGUACUUCUUCACUCGAUACGGAUCCUGUUUCAAUCAAUUUCCUCAGAUGAGAUGCAAUGAAAGUCCUGAGAGAAAGACAGGAUUGCUUUUCAGUAUUGUUCAUCUCCAGAGUGUUCUGGCUCUCGCUAAGAAACUCUUGACUAAAGAUACCUUGGCCUUUCUCGACGAUGAGGCACAGCAGAUUUAUUUCUCCGGUCAGAUACAGAUAUUCCCCUAUAGAUCAUUCAGUGAGACCAUGAAUUUAGUUAUGGUAGCGCUCUUGAGGGAAUUACUGCAGAAUCAACGAGAUCUACCAGCUCCAUUCACGCGAGAUGUUCAAGAAUUUGUUAAAGGUUUAUUUCUCUCUGGACAAACUGAAUUACAAUCACGACAGCAUGACGCCAGUGAACGAGAGGAUGCUGAUACUAAUUUCAGGACUGUCAAUCGAUUUAAAGUCAAUGUUAUGGCCAAUUCUGCUUGUGUGGAUCUUCUUGUCUGGGCAAUUGGUGAUGAAACAGCAACACUUGGGGAAUACGAUUUGGCUGCACUACUCGCAGAUCUCAGUUCGAUGCUGAUUGGCGAGGGUGCGGACAGUCUCUGCAGUCGUCUAACAGAGAAGAUAAAUUCGAAUCACGGACCGAAGCUAGUUUUAGCUCACAUGCCACUCUUGAUGGUGUGCUUGGAAGGCCUAGGAAAACUUGCCCAAAAAUUUCCCAACAUCGCAAUAACAUCUAAAUACAAUCUCCGCGAUUUCUUGAUGAAUCCAUCGCCAAUUCUCGUAAAACUUCACCGACAAUUCAGCGACAAAGUCGUGAAGGAUCCGCAAUUUCAUACAACAGCAAUUCAGGGAAAAGAUGUCACUGACUCUCAUCGUUCAGUUUCAUCAUCACAAUCAGCAUUCGAGAAGCUUCGAGAUGCUGCAAUUGGCAAUCUGUGCAUCGCCCUGGAGGCAGCACAACCAGUUUAUCCAAACUGUGUACCUGCAUUAGUCAGUAGUGCAUCGACGCGUAUGUGCAGUCUAGAGAGAAGUGACAAUACUGAAAAAUUAGCUAAUCAAUUAGUAGCUGAAAAUAUAAUGAUAAUGCUGGGUCAUGUUGCUGUUGCCCUCAGAGAUACUCCAAAAACAACGAGCAGUAUAUUACAAUUUUUCGAGCAAUGUUUCUGCAGAGAUCCCAGUGCCCUGGACAGUCUGAUUGUCGAUCAACUGGGCUGUAUGAUAAUAGCUAAAUGUGAAGCACGUGGAGAAAUAAUGCAGAUGUUUUCAGUAUCCCUGGAGUCAAGUUGUGUGGCCUAUUCCACAAAUGCCGAUAGAAAACAAUAUCGGCACGUGACUGGCGCUGUAACAAAUGCACUAGCUAAUAUUGCAGCGAAUCUUCAGGGUGAAGCUGAGCUUGAUAAGCUUCUCCUGAGACUCCUUCAACUCUUCGUGUCGAUGGGUUUGGAAGGUAAACGCCAAACCGAGAAGAUAGCAACUAACAAUACAACAUCAACGACAUCAACAAUGACAAAGGUCUCGAGUGUUGCUGGAAAUCUUGGAGCUUUGAUUCCUGUAAUAGCGAUAUUGGUGCGGAGAUUGCCACCAAUCAGACAUCCUAGCACAAGAGUCCUUAAAUUAUUCAAAGAUUUCUGGCUGUACUGCGUUGUCUUCGGUUUUGUUCCAGUGGAGCCUCAUUCAGCGAGACUCUGGCCAGAAGAGUGGUACGAGGGUGUCAAAGAAAUAGCUAUAAAAUCUCCAUAUUUGAUUGCCCAAACAAACGCCAAAUUGGAGAUGAGAGAACUCCAAUAUACAUCGGCAGUGAGAAAUGAGAGUGUUUCACUGAGUGAACUCCAGGAGCUUCGAAAUCAAAUCCUGAAGAUGAGCAUCAGAUCGUCUGAUAUCGCUGCUUACGUAACGAAAAUGCAGUUUGCACAAAUAACAUAUUUGCUGUCAGUUUACUGGGUAGAGACACUUCGUGUUGCUAACAGCUCUGAACCGAGUUUAGAGCCAAUAAUGGAAUACCUGAGUGAUUCUGAUCUACAAAAGGACAAGAGUGGUAUGUGGCAGUGUAUCUGCAGCGUUGGUGAUUCUGUAUUCGCUAAAUUCAAGGACGUUAUGCAGAGAAAACCCAAGGAUGAGAAACGUGAACGUGAGCUUGAGAAUCAUACACAAUUUCUACUAGUGAAUUUCAAUCAUGUGCACAAGCAGAUAAGACGUGUUGCUGAUAAAUAUUUGAGUGCUCUCGUUGACGCUUUUCCCCAUUUAUUGUGGAAUUGCCGAGUCUUAUGGAGUAUGUUAGAUAUCCUCCAGGUGUUGGCCUUCUCACUUCAACUGGAUCCCAAUGAGGAGAGUCCAUCGCUUCGAAUUCCUGGAACACCGUACACAAUUCAUCUGAUGGAUUCAUUGGAAGCUAGAGAGAUCAUCGUCAAAGAUUUUGCAGCAAGAUGUAAAGGAAUUGUCCAGGAGGCUAUGAAAUGGGCACCUCACGCCACUAGAUCACAUCUUCAAGAGUACAUCAAUCAAAUUCCAUCAUCAGGAAUGUGGCAUCAUGCAGGAUUAGCUCUAGCUACAGAUUCAGUAUUAGAAUUUGUUGAUCUAGCAGCUCCAGCUACUGGACCAAUUAACACUAAUUCGUUGGACAAGAGACCAAGGGGGACAAAAGGUGCUAGUUCAUGGCUGCUCUCGAUGAUGUCGAGAAGAUCCUGGUACGCUGGGGAGGUGACAGGAAUGUUGGCUUUGGCUCAUGCAGAGACACCAAUCGAGGAUCAGUGUUUUGACGAGGGACGUAAAAUUGUGAUUGAUCGGGUGAUUGGAGCUGUGGAGCACGCCUGUCACAGUCAGAAUGACAAGCUUCAUCAGGCUUCAUUGUGGCGUGCAACAGCUCUACUCAUUUCAAUUCCCGGAGUCCACAGGCGACUUCUUCACACUGUUGCUGGAUCACAAAUUAAAUUAUUCACGAACACAGCGAUGUUGACAGCUGUUGAAUGCUGGCAGUGGAUUUUAACUGCUCGUCCAGACCUGAAACUUCGUUUUCUCCAGGAGAUGCUUGGUGCUUGGCAGCAUACAGUAGAUAAAAAAAUGGGAUUGUUUUCAUCCCAAUCAGCAGAGGUUAAUCCACUUGCUGUAUACGAAGGUUGUGAACUUGAUCCCAAUCCACCUUAUGUGAAGCCCCAUGAAAUAUGGGUGACAUUUAUCGUUGAAUUGAUUGAAACAGCCAAAUACUGUUGUCAGGAAACAGUGGAGAUGAUCGCAAUACUCUUACAUCGAUCAUUACCGAUGACAGUUGGAGCUGGUGGAGAAGAGCCUAUUCUGAACAGACAUGUAGCUGCUGUUGGUGCACGUUUCAAAUUACUCUCUUGUGGUCUUCUGCUCUUGCAGGGCGAUACAUUACCAAAAUCACUGAGUAAAAAUGUCCUGCGUGAAAGAGUUUACUGCAAUUGUCUGGAUUAUUUCUGUCGCGAGAGGCAGACACCAACGCAGGAGCCUGAUCAACUCAGAGAAGACAUUGUCACAUUGAUGAGGUUCUGGCAAGUGAUGCACAGUGAUAAAAAGUACCUGAUGAUGACUGGUGAGGGAGAUUUUGAGAUGUUGAUCGAGCAUCAGACCAGUUUGACAGCCAAUGAUUCAGCAUCUACUGUUAAUUCACUUGCUCCUUCGUCGAAGGAUGCUAUGAGACAACCAGCUACUGUCUGGAUAAAUACUGUACCACUUUCUACAAGUAGCAAUGCCAUUGGAAAGAGGAGUAAUCGAAGCAAACGAAUGAUGCAUGGAAAUGUUUUGGUGAAGGAUUACAUUAAGAAGAGGAAUCUGAUUUUGGAGCUUUUGGCGGUGGAGAUUGAACUGUUAUUGGUCUGGCAUAAUCCAGGGGGUAGGGCUGAGCUUCAAGUACCUGGUGAGGCGUCGAUUGCUGAAUGGAGGGCCAAAUCCAUGAAUGAAAGAUGGAGGGAUUACACUAGGUUAGCUUGGGAUAUCAGCCCAGUACUGGCUGUAUUUUUGCCAGUUCGUCUCAGAAAUACUGAUACGAUUAUACGAGAAGUUUGUAGGUUAGUGAGACUGAAGCCAAUACCAGUGAUGCAUGUACCUGAAGCUCUUCAAUAUCUCGUUACAACUGAUUCACUAUUGAAUGAUGCACCUGAACUUGUCUACAUGAUUACUUGGGCAAGAAUUUCCCCGAUUCAAGCAUUAGCUUAUUUCUCUAGACAAUUUCCUCAUCAUCCAAUAUCUGCGCAGUAUGCUGUGAGAGUACUUGCUAGUUAUCCAGCUGAUGCUGUGUUAUUUUAUAUUCCCCAGUUGGUUCAGGCUGUUCGUCAUGAUUCCAUGGGUUACGUUAUUGAAUUUAUCAAGGCGAUUGCUAAGAGAUCUCAAGUUGUUGCUCAUCAACUGAUUUGGAAUAUGCAUGUGAAUAUGUAUAGGGAUGAGGACAAACAGAUAAAAGAUCCAGAUCUUUUCGAGACUCUCGAUGCACUUGUUAAGGCUAUUCUGUCUUCACUGUCCGGACCAGCGAAACAGUUUUACGAGAGGGAGUUUGAUUUCUUUGAGAAAAUCACGAAUAUCUCGGGGGAGAUUCGACCGUAUCCCAAGGGCCCUGAGAGGAGGGAUGCUUGUUUGAAGGCAUUGCGGAAUAUUACGGUUCAACCUGGAUGUUAUCUACCAUCAAAUCCUGAAGCUAUGGUCAUCGACAUCGAUUACAACAGUGGAAGACCCUUGCAGAGUGCUGCUAAGGCACCUUUCCUCGCUAGAUUCAAAGUUCAGAAAUAUGGAAUUAAAGAAUUGGAGAAUAUUGCCAUGGCAGUGUCAGCCAAUGGUAAAGUGGAGACCAAAUGUGCUGGACAAGAAGUUUGGCAAGCCGCUAUUUUUAAAGUUGGAGAUGAUGUUAGACAGGAUAUGUUGGCGCUUCAAGUUAUUGGAAUUUUCAAGAAUAUUUUUCAAAAAGUUGGACUCAAUCUUUUUCUGUUUCCUUAUAGAGUUGUCGCCACUGCACCUGGGUGUGGCGUAAUUGAAUGCGUGCCAAACGCAGAAUCUCGCGAUCAGUUGGGCCGUCAAACAGAUUUUGGCAUGUACGAAUACUUUUUGGCCAAAUACGGAGACGAGACGAGCAAAGAAUUUCAAACUGCUCGACGUAAUUUCGUCAAAUCAAUGGCUGCAUAUAGUGUUAUAACGUAUCUCCUGCAAAUAAAAGAUCGUCACAACGGUAACAUUAUGCUCGAUGAUGAAGGACACAUCAUUCACAUUGACUUUGGAUUUAUGUUCGAGAGUUCGCCGGGUGGUAAUCUUGGAUUUGAACCUGAUAUCAAACUCACUGACGAAAUGGUACUGGUUAUGGGUGGCAAAAUGGAGGCUGCACCGUUCAGAUGGUUUAUGGAAUUAUGCGUGCAGGCAUUUCUCGCUGUUAGACCCUAUCAGGAGGCCAUUAUUUCUCUAGUUUCGUUGAUGCUGGACACCGGUUUGCCAUGUUUUCGUGGUCAGACCAUCAAAUUAUUGCGCAGUCGUUUUGCACCGAUGGCUAAUGAUCGUGAAGCUGCUGCAUUUAUGCUGAAUGUCAUCCGUAACAGCUUCCUGAAUUUCCGUACCAAAACAUACGAUAUGAUACAGUAUUAUCAGAAUCAAAUACCUUAUUAAUUAUUAACUGGGUCGGAGUCUGUUGAAUUGGUGCCAAUGUGUCAUAUACAAUUAUUAUAUUUCGUUUGUAAAUAUUUAAACAAUUAGUUAUAGAUAUUAAUUAAUCAUUUCUGACCUGGUUUAACAGAGAAAAAAAUCAUUGAAGAAGACCACUAACGAUAAAUGUUAAAUCAUCGUUGCAUACCUUUGGCAAUCGUCGAUGAAUAUUUAAUUGCUAAAAAUUCCUUUUGAUUCUGGGCCUUGUAUUAUUGCUACUGUGCACUGUAAUACAUUCCAUUCUGUUUAUAUGUAAUAAUUGUAUUCGAUGAGAGAUAUAUAUUUAUUGAACUGUUGAUGAUCACGUUAUGAAAAUAUAAUAAAACAAAUUAUGUAUUUGAAUA
Messenger RNA from Diachasmimorpha longicaudata, 6973 nucleotides. RefSeq names its product Phosphatidylinositol 4-kinase III alpha (gene Pi4KIIIalpha). Gene Ontology annotation, cellular component: plasma membrane; cytoplasm. Gene Ontology annotation, molecular function: 1-phosphatidylinositol 4-kinase activity. Bases 210 to 6593 code for a protein of 2127 amino acids. The transcript has 6 exons. The record is from RefSeq and is a predicted model, not a curated record. Gene Ontology annotation, biological process: phosphatidylinositol phosphate biosynthetic process; phosphatidylinositol-mediated signaling. NCBI's taxonomy places the organism in Eukaryota, Metazoa, Arthropoda, Insecta, Hymenoptera, Braconidae.